AUGGAAACAGACCCUAUCCGGGCUUUGGGGCCGCUCCCACAAUCUAUCGACGCAUCUGACACGAUUUCAAAGAGGAUUGCUCAAGUCUCAGAUUUGGUCGAUGUUAUUCACAGGGGUGGAAGGGUUUACAAGCCUCGAACUGUUGUACAAAGAUUGCCAAGACAUAUGAGGAGACGAGCGAUGUCUCAUAACGUCAAAAGAUUACCCAGAAAACGGAGAGACUACGGUAAGAGUGCCAUAGCCAAAAGUAAUCACAGAAAGAAGCCUCCGAGUAGAAUGAAACGCAGAAGGCCCAGGAAUUUGCAAAAGGUGAGCGUUGGUGGAUCUUGCAAGUGUCGAGAUGUUCUGUAACAGGCCUGUUUUCACAAUUUUUAAAGAAAUACGAUUAGAUCUUAAACUGUUUAAUACGUUUUUAGGAAUACAAGAAACGAGCAUCAGAGAUACGAUGGCUCUUAACUCACAUAUUUCAUGCUAAAAGAUUCGAAAUGAUUUCAUUGUGGAAUUACAAAAUUCCUUUACGAAGUUACCAAAGAGGUGUCAAGCCAUUUUUAAGAGACGCCAAGUGGCAUACUGUGGUUUUUGACGACUCUUACUACCGUACCCUUAAAAUAUUGUUCAGGAUUGGAGAAGAUGUCGUUGCUUUUCAGUCUACGUUGCGGGAGUUAAGAGAAGCUGAUUAUAGCACUGUCAAAGGCCCAGAAUUGCAUGUUAGCGGGUACUCUGUUGUAUACUGUAAUUCUACAGAAGUUGUCUUGUCUGUGCAUCCUAUGUUUUGUAAAGACAUAGUUGACUUAAUGGCUCUGUUCGGUUUGGCGGUGGAGAGAGUUGGAGAUGAUGAGAUCGAUGAAAAGUCGAAAAUUUGUUAUUUUGCUACAGAAAAGCCUCUCGAAAUGUAUUGCAAUAAGAAUGUUAUGGUAAGCAUUUUUAAAAAUUUUUAGUAUAAUAUUUUGUGUAAGUAUUAAGAUGUGUAGAAAUAAAAUAGUCCUGUACUUUAUGAUUUCAGGUAUUUGACGUAAGUAAUAUGUAUGCCAAGUUUUCAUUCUAUGGUCAAAAUACUGUGCCGUGUCUCAACAACUUGGUUACUGUAGUAGCAGAUGACGAUUUGAGUGAGAGAUACAUUGACUACAAAGAGUGUCACAAAGGCUGGAGGAGUUUUGUGGAGGCAAAUGGUGUGAAUGCUGUGGCAGACUCUACAUGUUACUCUGUCUUGAUUGAGGAUCCUCGACUGAAGAUGGCAACAAGAUUGGUGAGAGAAAGUUGUGUUGAUGCAAAAGGUAGGUUCGGUAUUGUAUUUACAUUGGCUUUGUUAUUUAGCGUACAAGGAAUUCACCGAUAAACGUGUGGAGAAGGUGAAGUACGUAAACACUUUGUUCGACAGGGUUGAAAUUGAAGACCUAAUCUCGAAACAUCAAACUACAGCUGCUAUCAAUCAGUUGCGGUCUUCUCAAUUGGCUCAGUUGACGACUUUGGAUUACAAGGUUGGUUUUUUUGUUUUUUAUUUACAUUUUUUAUAUUAAUAAUAAAUGCAGUAACGACAAUAUUAAGUAUAAUAGUAACACAAUAAUAAAGUAAGUAUAAUAUGUUUAGGUACCUGUGACGUUUAACGUGAGAAAUACUGGUACUGUUGUGAAGGUCGAAAUGUUUUUACCAGCAUUGUCAGCCAGUUCUAUGAUGUCAUCGUUGUAUAGAAGUGGAGUUAGAGUGGGAUCUCUGUCUGAUAGAUUCGUCAUGUCAGUUGAGUUCGGUGAUCAACAUUAUCCUUACUUCUUUUUACCAUUAACUACUGACAAAGCUUCUUUCCGGGUAAGUUUUGCAUGUGCUAUAGCUUAUUUUCUCUGGUUUAAAAUCUACAAUAUAUACGAAUAAUCUGACUGAUAUAUUUUUAGUGGAAGAGGUAUCAGAAGAUGACAGAUGUAAAGAACGAAGCUUUUGGAAAAUGGAAUGAGAUCAAGUCUUUUGACUACAUUUUGAGCAGCGCCAGUACGCUGGGCAAGUUUCAAAGUAUGGUUAGGGAGAAUGUCAGAGCUAAUUGUAAGUUGUCGGUGAUCUGACCAAUAACCUGUUUGUAAUAUUAACUGUGUUAUAUGUAUAUUCUUCUAGUACGAAAUCUACCGGCCAAUGUGCUAGUGCCUGUAUCGAUUACAGUACAAGGAAAGGGUCAUGUGACUGACGACGAUUUGAUUUUUCCAAUUGAAAGGUAUACGGUAGAUGAGUCAUCAGUACAAAUGGGUGUUGUACGUCCAACAAUUCAACCAGAUCUUUUGAUGGAUUUCAAACCAAACUCUAUAGUAGAUAUACACGACCUUUUUGCAGCACCAAGAGUGAAAAAGCCGAGGAAAGCAAUUGUAAGGUCUAAAGUGUUAGAUCCAAUAGGAAAGGUGGUGUAUGCUCGACAUUCUUUAGUUCAUGGUAUUACCGAGGCCUUUGGGUAUGUCGAGUUGACUAACGUUGUUGAUAUUUGUAAAAAUAACGGAAAUGUGGCGUUGAAGAACGUUGCAAGUCCAAACUUUGUUAAGGCCAAAGUCUCGUUUCGAGGUUAA
Bursaphelenchus okinawaensis is the source of this 2540-nucleotide messenger RNA. Lineage: Eukaryota; Metazoa; Nematoda; Chromadorea; Rhabditida; Aphelenchoididae. The record is from the annotation of a GenBank genome assembly.